CCAAACGCGUGAUAACUAGUAAACAUACAGUUCCGUGUUCACGCGACUGAUAUACAUUUGGAUAGCGUGCAAAAAAGUUACAGAAUAAUGUCUCACUGGAUUUGCUGUAACUCCUGCUUCGUGUCGCCUGGUCCUGAGCGUCAGCUGGCGGUCACAAACUGCGGUCACAUCAUCUGUAAUGUUUGCUUUCAGAGAGGAAAGCAGGGUGUCUGCCUCAUUUGCAAAGCAGCGUGUCAGAUCUCCCCACUGUCUGAUAAAAGUAGCUCAGAGGUGCAAGAGCUUUUCUCAGAUAUCAGUGCAGUUGCAGUCAAAUACUUCUCAGAGAUAAGCAAGGUUUUACAAUUCCAGGCCAGACACCAGAAAAGAUUACUGGCCCACUAUCAGCAGAAGAUUGAGAGAAUGAAGGAGGAUGGCCUGAAAAUGCAACAAGAGAUGCAGAAGAUGUCCACGAAAAUUUCAGAACAGAAUGCUUACAUAUCCAAGUUAGAAAUGACUGUUCAAAAUCAAAGUUCAAGACUGGUGUUACAGUCCAACCGAGAUUUACAGUCAGCAAGUCAGAGACAAGCUUCCCCAGUGACAAAAAUCCCCUAUUCUUCCCCACUCUCGAUGUCACGAUCCUUGUCCUCUGCUAGCCUAGCUGACAGCAUAGAAAUCAACAGCAGGGGGCACUCUCACAAACCAGAACUCCUGAGUAGAAUUUGUCUCAGAAGCUCACCGAAGGACUGCCGCAUAGGUUUGUCAUUGCAAAAUCAUUGCUGGUUUUGGUUUUCAGUCACCAGAACUGCACUGUUAUGGAUAUUCUGGGCCAAUGCUAGUCUUAAAAAGUUAGUCAUCUCGUUUUUUUCUUUAAGGCUGGUCAUAACUUUUUAAAGUCAGUUAUAAAGAAUGGUCUAAUUUGAAUCCAAAAAGUAAUACCAUUUAUCUCUUUGCAAAC
Molecule: messenger RNA, 934 nt
Organism: Sinocyclocheilus grahami
Lineage: Eukaryota; Metazoa; Chordata; Actinopteri; Cypriniformes; Cyprinidae
Product: probable E3 SUMO-protein ligase RNF212
Exons: 11
Coding region: 88-870 (260 amino acids)
Biological process (GO): homologous chromosome pairing at meiosis; protein sumoylation; reciprocal meiotic recombination
Cellular component (GO): synaptonemal complex
Molecular function (GO): SUMO transferase activity
Source: RefSeq, a predicted model, not a curated record